AUGGCUCGAAAUUCGGAGAAGGCGCAGUCCAUGCUCUUUCGCUUUCGGGCCCAACAAGCUGCACAAUUAGGUAUCAUAGAUGCAGGUCGAACUCGUCGGCCGAAGAUGAUUACGGAGGUCUCUCAGAUCCCUGCUUGCGAAAAAUGGCGCGGCCAGGUGUUGAAAGAGAUAUCAAGAAAAGUGACCAAGAUCCAAGAUCAAAGCCUUAGCGACUUCCAGAUUAGGGACGUGAAUGACGAGAUCAACAAAUUGAUGCGGGAAAAGCACAUGUGGGAGGAAGGCAAAGAGAUACCAGGAGGAGGGAAAGGCUACAGGUAUUUUGGAAGGGCUAGGGAGUUGCCGGGCGUAAAGGAAAUGUUCGAAGCAGCAAAGCCAAAAGCACCGGACAAAGCCUUGGAAUCUCGGGCAGACCUUAGGAAAAACGUUGAUGCCAGCUAUUAUGGCUACAAUCUAGACGAGGAAGAUGGGACCUUGCUUGCGUAUGAAGCUGAAAAGGAGAGGGAAGCAUUUGAGAACCUGAAAGCCCAGGGACAGAAGGGCGAGGAUGGUUGGGAGUCUUUGCCGGGCGACUCAGGAGACGGAGUUGCAUGGACGCUGCCAACGCUCGAUGAAGUGCAAGAAGAAUUAGUAGACCGGCGGAGGCGAACGCUAUUGGAUAAACUCGGUUGA
Molecule: messenger RNA, 669 nt
Organism: Bacidia gigantensis
Lineage: Eukaryota; Fungi; Ascomycota; Lecanoromycetes; Lecanorales; Ramalinaceae
Gene: ISY1
Product: NineTeen Complex (NTC) component
Exons: 4
Coding region: 1-669 (222 amino acids)
Biological process (GO): mRNA 3'-splice site recognition; generation of catalytic spliceosome for second transesterification step
Cellular component (GO): post-spliceosomal complex; post-mRNA release spliceosomal complex; Prp19 complex
Source: RefSeq, a predicted model, not a curated record